This is a messenger RNA of Mangifera indica (mango), 1228 nucleotides long. RefSeq names its product putative elongation of fatty acids protein DDB_G0272012. The coding region runs from base 87 to 890 and encodes 267 amino acids. NCBI's taxonomy places the organism in Eukaryota, Viridiplantae, Streptophyta, Magnoliopsida, Sapindales, Anacardiaceae. Gene Ontology annotation, biological process: very long-chain fatty acid biosynthetic process; fatty acid elongation, polyunsaturated fatty acid; fatty acid elongation, monounsaturated fatty acid. Gene Ontology annotation, molecular function: fatty acid elongase activity. Gene Ontology annotation, cellular component: endoplasmic reticulum membrane. The record is from RefSeq and is a predicted model, not a curated record. The transcript has a single exon.
ACUCUCUUUCUAAUCCUAAAAAACACUGCCCUUUCUCUCAACGUUUCCUCACUUCACUUCUCUCCAAUUUUCUCAGAAACUCUCCAAUGAACCAAACCACAUUAACCCCAAUGUUCUCAGUCCUCUUAGAUUGGUUUGUCAACGACCCAAAAAUCCUUCAUUUUUCAUGGAUUGAAGGCCAAACUCCAGCGUCAUCCCCACAAUUUAUCUCCCUCACUGUUGUCUCUUAUCUCUCUGUCACCUAUUUCCUCUCCCAAAACCACCCCAUCUCCAUUGCACCACCCAUCCUCCGACGAAUCACCAUCGUCCAUAAUCUCAUUCUCAUUAUCCUCUCCCUCAUUAUGGCGGUCGGUUGCCUCCUAUCCAUGUUCUUCCAUGCCCCGAAUUUGCACUAUGUGUUAUGUUACCCGGAAAACGUGGAGCCAAAAGGUCCUCUCUUCUUCUGGGCGUACGUCUUCUACCUCUCGAAGAUUUACGAAUACGUUGAUACGUUUCUGAUCGUCGUGAGUAAAUCGAUGAAACGCCUCUCAUUUCUCCAUGUUUACCAUCAUGCCACGGUGGUGAUAAUGUGUUACAUUGGGAUGCAUACGUCGCAAUCUUCCUUUUCUGUGGUGGUCGUUACGAAUUGUGCGGUGCAUGUGUUCAUGUACUACUAUUACUUAUUAUGCGCAAUCGGAAAACGUCCCAAUUGGAAAAGAUUAGUGACUGAUAUUCAGAUUUCGCAGUUUGUGUUGAGCUUUAUAGACAUGCUCAUCGUUCUCUUUUUCCAUUUCACCGGAUCAACCUGCUCAGGCAUGUGGGGAUUUUGCUUCAGUAUGGCUUUCAUCAUUACACUUUUGGUAUUAUUCAUUGAUUUUCACUCCAAAAAUUAUGACGCCAAAAAAAAAUAAAUAAGAGAUGAUCGAUCGAUGAAGGUAUUUUGACCAGGGUUUUAAAUAAUUUCUGCUGUGUUCUUCGUUAAUGAUAAUUAAUAUUGUUAUGCGAAGUAGAAAAUGAAGCAGUCCAAGUGGCUGGCACAUGAAACUGUUCACGGUUUAAAUAGAUUUUAGGCCAAAUAUUAAAUAUUUGUACGACGUCUCUGAAGAUGGAAUUGAAUAGUGGGUCGAGGCAGAAAUUCUUUAUUGUUGUUUGGUAUAAAUAUUUGUGAUAAUUUGCUGUUUGAAAAAAGGUUGUGUAUGAGAGAGCUUACUAUCAUAUUGUAAUAAUAAUAUUUGAAAUUCUUAUUUCC